UUAAAGGUUAUUUCAAGAUGGCGCCGUCCAGGAAGAAACAUGCUAAAGGCCGACCGUGUAUUAUUCCUGGAGGAUUUACAGUGUUAUCGUUACAGUUUGACUCGGACAGUGUUUCACAGCAUAAACUUUAUAUAAAAGAGCACAGAGUCCGAGCAGAGAAGAGCUCAAAGAGACCUUUCAACCGAACUUUGUUCGUGCUCAACAUCCCUCCAUACUGCUCAGAGGCUGUUAUCAAAGAAUUGUUCUCACAGUUUGGGGAUAUUCAGUCUGUGGAGCUGAGGGAUCAUCCAGGCUCCUCUAAUGAGUCCGAACCCAAAGUGUCCAAGUUUUUCAAACCAGUUUCAAAACAGGGCUUCAAAGUGGGCUACAUCGUGUUUAAGAACUCUUCAAGUGUAGCAGCAGCUAAAUCUCACUCACAGGACGAGCCGCUGGUGGUUUCUACAGAAGAGCGUCCAGUCAGGACGGGAGUGCAGAAAUGGAUCCAUCAGUACACAGAGUCUUUCAUUCAGCCAGAGAAACUGCAGAAAAUCGUCGACUCCUUCAUGAGCGACUACGACAAACGUAAAGAAGAGGAGGCAGAGAGGCAGAGGAAAGAGGCCGAGCAGCAGCAGGAGGACGAGGAGGGCUGGGUCAAAGUCACAAGAGCUCAGAAGGGCACUAAGGCCCGUCCCCACAGCGAGGCAGCCAAUCAGAAGGCCCUACAGAAAGAGAUGAGGAAGAAGAAGAGGAAGGAGUUGUUGAACUUUUACACCUGGCAGCACAAAAACACACAGAAAGAGCAUAUUGCCGAACUGAGGAAAAAGUUUGAGGAGGACAAACAGAGAAUAGCUCUGCUGAGGGCGCAGAGAAAGUUCAGACCUUAUUGAUAUGAUUACCUUCAGUUUUCUUUGUGUUUUUUGGCUUCAUUGUACUUUAGAGCAUUUUUUUCAAUAAACUAACCUGCCCAAUA
This is a messenger RNA of Cheilinus undulatus (humphead wrasse), 949 nucleotides long. RefSeq names its product ribosomal RNA processing 7 homolog A (gene rrp7a). The record is from RefSeq and is a predicted model, not a curated record. Gene Ontology annotation, cellular component: CURI complex; UTP-C complex. The transcript is spliced from 7 exons. Gene Ontology annotation, biological process: rRNA processing; ribosomal small subunit assembly. Bases 18 to 866 code for a protein of 282 amino acids. Gene Ontology annotation, molecular function: RNA binding. NCBI's taxonomy places the organism in Eukaryota, Metazoa, Chordata, Actinopteri, Labriformes, Labridae.